Molecule: messenger RNA, 1901 nt
Organism: Ruditapes philippinarum (Manila clam)
Lineage: Eukaryota; Metazoa; Mollusca; Bivalvia; Venerida; Veneridae
Product: pancreatic lipase-related protein 2-like
Exons: 10
Coding region: 184-1734 (516 amino acids)
Biological process (GO): lipid metabolic process
Molecular function (GO): protein binding; triacylglycerol lipase activity
Source: RefSeq, a predicted model, not a curated record
GUUUGUUCCAGUUAAGUAUGAGGAAAUAAGAGUUUAUCAAAAUAUACAACAAACAUAUUACUGGGAGCAUCUGUUUCCAUUUAACCACUGCUGUUGAGAAUUCUUGGACGUUGCGCGGAAGUUCAUUCUUAAUUCAAUCUUAUAAAACAUUGUGAAAAGUUCACGUGAAGUUGUGAUUUAAACAUGGAAUCUGCAAAACUUAUCUGGAUUAUAGCUCUCGCGACAGUUUUAGAGUUUGGAUCAUGCGAGCCCCACUCAAGACAGAAGAGGUCAACGGUGUGCUAUGGGCAGCUGGGUUGUUUUACAAAUGAGGCACCAUUCAGCAACACUGAAAGUUUGCUGCCUGCAUUUUUCAACACCACAUUCAGACUGUUCACCGAAACCUGUAAGCGUCCGUAUGUUUUACAAGCAGUGGAGAAUGGAUACGGUGACACUAUACUAAGUGACACAGGAUUUAAGUCUGCUUGUAACUUCAACCCUUCACUUCCUUUAAAGAUUGUCGUUCACGGCUUCAUCCAAAAUGGCCGAGUGAAAUGGGUCAAUGACAUGGCUGCCGCACUUCUAAAUAAGGAGCCAGUGACAGUCGUUACCGUUGACUGGGGAGACGGAUCAGGUUUCCCCUACUCACAGGCUUCCGCAAACACGCGUGUUGUUGGAGCGGAAAUUGUCCGACUGAUCAACUUCCUGGGUGCGCACGCAGGUUUGUCUGUUGACAAAGUUCACAUUAUAGGACACAGUCUCGGUGCUCAUGUAGCUGGAUAUGCUGGCGCCGCUUUUACCAGUGCAGGACUACAUAAGAUUGCUAGGAUCACAGGUUUGGACCCGGCCGAGCCGGACUUCAAAGACACGGACCCUCUAGUUCAUCUUGAGAAGACGGACGCCGAGUUUGUUGACAUCAUUCAUUCAGAUGGAUCUGAGUUUGACUAUGUCUCUGGUUUUGGAUGGAUGAAGGCUGUAGGUCAUAUUGAUUUCUAUCCAAACGGAGGAGAAAACCAACCUGGAUGUCAAAGGGAAAAUGUUCGAAACCUCAUGUCUGACGCAUACUAUAAUGGCCUUGUGGACGCCGAGGACACGCUGAGUUGCAGUCAUAGCCGGUCCAUCUAUCUCUUUACUGAGUCCAUCAGUUCAAGUUGUUCCUUCUACGGACACCCUUGUGGUAGCAUCAGCGACCUUGAUUCCAAUGUUGCCAACUGUAUCACGUGUCCACGUGGAGUGUGCCCGGAAAUGGGAUACAACGCGGACAGGUCUUCUGCUCGUGGAAAAUUCUACCUACGUACCCGAGGAAGCGGACCAUACUGUGGGCACACCCAGCACGUGGAAGUUGAGUUCGGACACAUGCAACCAACCAUUGGUCAAGUUAUUGUUACCGUGAUUGGUCAUGACAACGCCUCGGACUCUGUUACAAUCAGAAGUUCUACUCCGUUCCACUCCGGGGAGCAACGUGACAUUCUUGUCGUGGACCGUGAAAGAAUUGGUGACGUAGCAAAAAUGAAUGUGACGUUCAUGCGACCAGGUUCCUUGUUAUCUUGGUUCUGGUCCAGUGACAACCAUCUACAUUAUGUGUCUAUCUUCAAGGUCACAGUGACGUCUGCAGAGGAUGGUCGAAGAAUUCAUUUCUGCGGAGAUCACCGCACAGUUACCGCCGGAAGUACAGUGACAUUGACUCGUAGUACAACUGACCCGAACGAGUGUCUUCAUGCACCAAUGGUUCACUUUCACCAGAACAUUCUGUAAAACUUUGGUUUUGAUGACGUCGAAAAUUAACGUCUGAAGUGUUGGUAGUCAAGACUGAAUCCCUCGUUAUCGUUAGAUAUAUGCGAUAUGUAUAACAAGAACAGGUAUAUAAAGAAAAUUUGAGGAAAAUGAUAUACCGAUAUUGUUAAGAGAAAACGAUCAAAGAA